UAUGUCAACUUUCUUCACCCCCACGUGUUCUCCUUCGCCUUCUCCUUCUUUAAAGCUUCAUCUUUGUAGCCAUGAAAGCUCUCUCAAGCUCUUUGCCUCGAGGCCCCUGAUGUGCUUUUUUCGAGAUAUUGGGAUCUAGAAAAAUGGGGUGCACUAAUUCGAUUUCAAGACAUAUAAAUGGAAAGAAGAAGCAGCUUCAUGUUCCUGAAGUUGCAAUCUUUGUGCCAACACUGAGAAUUCCUAAAGAAAUAGAUUUUCAAAGAGCUCUACAAGGGACUGUAACUCCAAAAUUAGUGGAAAAGUUAUCGAGUCUUCGGUCUCAAAUUGUGUUGAUUGCAGAAGGGGGAUGUCUCAAGUUUUCCAGGCCAACAAACAACAUACCAGUUCUUGAAGGAGGAUCCAGUCUUUCUGACCUUCAACGGGCUCUUGAAGAAUACCUGCCUGUUGUUCUUGGUCUGACAAGAAAAGAUUACAAUCUUGUUGGGAUGGUGAAUUUCAAAUGGAUAAGGCAGGACAAUCAGCAGGAAACUUCAAUAGAAAGCACCUGGUAUGAGUUAUUGUCAGUACUCCACUUAAUGGCCAUGGUAUCUUUGUCACAAGCAAACCAGAUACUUAUUCCUGAAGAUCCCAUUGAUGCUAGUGAAAGGAAGGUCUCUGAAGGUUGCAAGACGAGAGGGAUUGAUUUAUUGCUAUUGGCUGCUGGAUAUUUAGAAUUUUGUGUGAGAUGCAUAUAUAUUCACAUGCCACUAGAGGUUAAGAAGCGGCUUCCGAGAGAUUUGCAUGAGGAUGCUUUGGAAGCCACUUCUCUUCAAGCACUAGCCCAGGGAAUUGAAAUGCAGCUAGGAUUCGCCCUUGAAAGCGAGAAGGCCACUUUAUCAGUGAAACGGAGGUUGGCAUGUGAGCAAGUAGAAUAUUUAGCUAAGGGUUAUUGUUGCUUGCCUAGCUGUAAUUUUGUUGAAAGAUAUGAAAGGAAGCACCUCUUGUUCAUCAAAUGGAAGUACCUUGAAGCAAAGGCAGCAGCUUACUUCUAUCAUGGUCUAAUUCUUGGCAAGGGUGGUGAGGCAGUCGAUCACAUGAAUGCAGUGAAAUGCCUUCUUGCUGCCGAUGAAUUGCUUGUGGAUAGCAAGAAAGCAUGCUUAAGCUUUUGUGUUACUGCUCCUGUGACGAGGGCUUCCCCUCUCUGGGGUGCAAUGAAGCAUUUGCAUCAUAAAAUACCAGAGGUGGCCCUAAAGAAGUCCCAGAUGUAUGAUCAUCUUUUCAAUUCUAACAAAUUUUUUCCUCAAGCACUGCCCGAGCUUCCCGAGUUCCCACUGUCUCUAAAACCUGAUUCCUACGAGUUUCCUUCAACUGAUUCUUCAUGGGAAAAUGGUUUAUGUGAUUUGAAGGUCCAAACCCUUAAAGAGCACCUCAAAGAUUGUGAGGAUUCAGAUUUAGAAUGACGUUUUUUUUUGGCAUUGUUAUUCUACAUUGAAGAAUCUUAAUGUGCAAUUAAUAUAAAAUAAAUGUAAUAUGGUCA
Molecule: messenger RNA, 1516 nt
Organism: Amborella trichopoda
Lineage: Eukaryota; Viridiplantae; Streptophyta; Magnoliopsida; Amborellales; Amborellaceae
Source: RefSeq, a predicted model, not a curated record